AUGCAAAUUUGCAAGCUUAGGCCUUCUGUACCACACAAACCAGGUAAAACCCGUGUCCAGGCCCUUUGUGCAUUUACUACACCUCCUCCACCUGGCGUCAAACAGGACUUGUGGAAACUCUUAAACAACAUGCUCCAAGAUGAGGUUUUUUCAGCAGUUAAAUCUGAUGCCUGUAUUCUGGAGUACGGGGACCAUCUAUACAACAGACUGGGACAUGAUCCUGGAAAACAUGAAUAUAUCCGCCAGAAGUUAAGAGAGCUUGGAAGACUUCUGCUGUGCUCCAGAAAAACCACUUCCAUGAAGACCAUUCGAGACCACAUCAGACCAUCCAACUUCAUGCAAGUUAUUCAGGCUGUAAAAGAGGUGGCAGGUUUUGAUAGUGCAACCAACACUUACAAGUGUCCAAGUCUGGCCCUCAAAAUUGGACAUAGCCUGACAAAGGUAUCAAUGCUUGUAGAAAGUCGUGCAAAUGUACAAAACAAUUACAGUGCUGCUAAAGAUGCACGUACAUUUCGCAGAGUGUACGAAACUCGCUGGAAUGAAAUGGUUUCGGCUGCAUCACUGAGGACACUGCAGGAGGCCAGGUGGAACACCCCUCUGCUGCUUCCUUUCACAAAGGAUGUCCAAACUCUCCACUCCUAUUUGGAUGAGAAACAGCAACAUUACAGCUCAAAACUGUCCACUGAGACAUCCCCGCAAACAUGGUCACAGCUGACCAAGGUCACGUUGACUCAAGUCAUCCUUUUUAAUCGUCGAAGAGCUGGGGAGGUGUCAAAAAUGCCCAUGACAGCAUAUUUGUCUAACAGUACAUCAGAUCCUCAAGAUGAUGUGAUUGAUGCCCUGUCACCUGUUGAGAAGAAACUCUGCCAACACUUCAGACGGAUCGAGAUCAGGGGAAAAAGAGGAAGAAAGGUUCCCGUUCUUCUGACCCCGGCAAUGCAGCAUGCAUUGGAUUUACUUACCAGCAAACGGCAGGAAUGUGGGGUUCCUAAAGAGAACAGGUAUCUUUUUGCUAGACCAUCUGCCUUUACAUGCCUCCGUGGUUCUGACUGCCUUCGACAUUUUGCAAAGAUCUGUGGUGCAAAAAGUCCCGAAAGUCUCACCUCCACAAAGCUUCGCAAACAAACAGGAACUCUUUCACAAGUUCUCAACCUCAGCAACACAGAGUUGGACCAGUUGGCUGAUUUUCUCGGCCAUGACAUACGAGUACAUAGGCAGUUCUAUAGGCUUCCUGAGGGCACCCUCCAGCUUGCUAAAAUAAGCAAAGUUCUAUUGGCUCUGGAGAAAGGACGCCUGGGAGAAUUCAAGGGAAAGACCUUGGAUGACAUCAACAUUGACCCGGAGGGUACUAUUUAUCUAUCUCUCUUGUCUCCUUUUGAAGGAAAUGCACUUUUUGUAAUUAUGUUUUCUGGGAAUUUUUCACCAUGUCAGAAACAAAUGAUCUUGAAUAACACUCAUUCCCCCUCACCCCUAUACAGAGAAUGUGCACCCUGACAGCGAUCCUGACGAGGCAUGCGAGUCGGGCUCUGAAGGUUGGUAUUUACAUACAAUUUUAUAUGUGACCACUGCUGCAUAUUUGUAGACAUCCAUGUGCAAUAUCAGUUUACAGAAUCCAUUUGGAGCCUGCUUUUGUCUGUCAACAACUGGUCAUAAAAUGUUUUUGUUAACUUUAAAGCUCAUCGGUCUUGAUGUUCAUUUGCAACAUCAGAGAGGUGACUAUGUAAUGUCUGUAACGGCUUCAUUUUAAUCCCUGCACCAAGUUUAGUUUGAGCUUUUAGAUUGCUGUUAUAAGCACUUGCAUGUCAAGCACAAGCAUGGUGUUAGAGGUGUUGGGGGGCAAUAGGGUAGGUUGAUUUACCUCUUUUAGGUUAGGAUAUAACCAGGGUGGUGUAUCCACAGAUAUCAUAAUCACAAGAUGCCACACAACCCCAGGAUGCUCCAAGACCACCGCCAUCUUGGAGCAGUACUUGUUAAUGGUUUUCAGUCAAUUGUAGUUUUUGAGGCCUGUGAUUCACCUUACAACAGCAUUUGUUCACGUUCAAAAAAAAAGGGAUCAAGUUAGGUUUGGUGAUUUACUUAAUUGCAAUAUCACCUCAAAAUGUGCUUAAUGGCACAGAAAAACAAUACUAAGUAUUUAUCAACUCCAUCAACUGUAUUUAUGUCACAGGCUUGAAACUACAACACUACUCAGCACUAUAUCGCUGUGUCAAAGAGCUCGUUAAGAGUUAUUGAGUUAAUAUUUUUUUCAGUUUAUGUGAAUUGAAAUAGUUUAUGAUCUAAUUUCAGAUAAGAGUUACAGAGAAUAAUUUUGCACAUGUAUUUUACAAGUAUUUAGAUUUAUAGUUUAACCCUUCUUAUCAGCAUGGAGGAUCAAUACUGCAGUCAGUCAGCAGAGAUCUUGAAAUGUUUGUGAGUUGGGGAGAGCACUGUUAUGCUACAGUCUGUAGUCAUUAGACUUCCAAUAUGUCUGUGGGGUUUGUUAACCUGUACCUCAUAGUGAAGAGCUUCAAAUUAUGACCAACAUGUAUAAAGUCAACCUUUAUGCUAACAUUUUAAAGUUAAUGGAUGAAAGUAAUUAUAACUCAGUUUUACACUUGACUUCAUAACAUCAAGUGACAAGAAGUGCCUUACUUCCUGUGAAUUCAGUUUAGAGGUCCUUCAAAAGAAAAGCAUUUCCUGUUAACCAGAUAAUCCCAAAUCUUUCAAUUUAGCAGGUAAGUUGACAAAUACCCCCCUAAAUAAUGUAAAUAAUGUAUUUUAACAUGUCAUUAGGAACUUACUAAACUAAAUUUUACUAGAAAAAAUAUUUAAGGAAACAAUUUUCAUCAUCCUGUAUACAAAUUUUUAAUGUAUCAACAUAUAUACUUAUCCUUUUUAACAUGAGAAACUAGAUCAAAAAACUUACACAUAAAGGGGUUGAAUGGCUGGUGUCACGUGUGCUUCACAAUCAGUUAGAGCAUGACCACAGUCACAAUAUCCAACUGGUUUUUCACCUAUUGCACAAACGAGCUAGUGAGCUGUGGUGGAUACAGUCUAUAUUCUUCUGCUCUGUUGUAGGGAGUAAGUUAACAUCUAGUCAGAGGGAAGAGGAUGCACCAUCUGAUGUGAACCAUGAUGAUGCAUCACCACAGCAGAGCACCACCGCACCUCAAAACACCAAACAACAGGGGUCACCAAAAACGGAAAGAGGCAAGUUCUCUGAGACCGGUCUGAAAUCAGAUUAGUUUAUGGUGUGGUUGUAAAUGUGUUUUCUUGGCAUGUGCUGAAAUGUGGAUUGCAGACACACAUUUGUGAUUAAGAUUUUUUUGGGGAGGGGGAAGUUUCUGAGUUCUCAUUCACCUAUGUUACUUAAAUUGCUUCUAAAUCACUCCAUGGUUAAAAAACAGAAUUGAUUAUGUUUUUGUUUAUUUACAGCUCGGCAGCCUGUUAAAAAGAGGCCUUGGGAAAGAGAGGAGAUCCUGGCCGUUGAGAAACACAUGAUGUCCUUCAUCACCACAUGCCGUGUUCCAGGGAAACGCGACUGCGAUAAGUGCAUUGAACAAGAGAAAGAAGCGCUCAAAAACAGGAAUUGGUUGGCUAUUAAAUUCUAUAUCAAAAACCGAAUCACAGCUCUGAAGAGGAAAGUUUAG
Molecule: messenger RNA, 3629 nt
Organism: Xyrichtys novacula (pearly razorfish)
Lineage: Eukaryota; Metazoa; Chordata; Actinopteri; Labriformes; Labridae
Source: the annotation of a GenBank genome assembly